Messenger RNA from Fonsecaea multimorphosa CBS 102226, 552 nucleotides. Its product is annotated as ADP-ribosylation factor. NCBI's taxonomy places the organism in Eukaryota, Fungi, Ascomycota, Eurotiomycetes, Chaetothyriales, Herpotrichiellaceae. The record is from RefSeq and is a predicted model, not a curated record. Gene Ontology annotation, molecular function: GTPase activity; GTP binding. Gene Ontology annotation, cellular component: cytoplasm; plasma membrane. Bases 1 to 552 code for a protein of 183 amino acids. The transcript is spliced from 5 exons. Gene Ontology annotation, biological process: intracellular protein transport; vesicle-mediated transport.
AUGGGUCUCGCAUUCUCAAAACUGUUUGACAGACUAUGGGGAAAGAAAGAGAUGAGAAUUUUGAUGGUUGGUCUUGACGCUGCCGGAAAGACAACCAUUCUGUACAAGCUCAAGCUUGGUGAAAUUGUCACUACAAUUCCCACUAUCGGAUUCAACGUCGAAACCGUCGAAUACAAGAACAUCCAAUUCACAGUUUGGGAUGUUGGUGGGCAAGACAAGAUUCGGCCUCUGUGGAGGCAUUACUUCCAAAACACCCAGGGCAUCAUUUUCGUGGUCGACUCCAACGAUCGGGAUCGUAUCGUUGAGGCACGUGAGGAACUUCAACGUAUGCUCAACGAGGAUGAGCUGCGUGAUGCUUUGCUCUUGGUCUUCGCCAACAAACAGGAUCUACCAAACGCCAUGAACGCUGCCGAAAUCACCGAUAAGCUUGGUCUGCACAGUCUCCGACAACGCGCCUGGUAUAUCCAAUCCACCUGCGCAACCUCCGGUGAUGGUCUCUACGAAGGUCUCGAAUGGUUGAGCAACUCGCUGCGCAAAGCCGGUCACUCCUGA